AUGAGUACGUAUCAGCGAACCUAUGUUGAUAUUGAAAAUAAGAUUAGCCAGUUAAAUGCGUCCAGUACUGAAGUUAGAUCCCAACUUAUUUCUGAACAGAAGUCUCAUGCUGAAAGUCAAACUUCAUCCGAUAACAAGGCCCAGAUUCUUUCUCUUGAAGUUAAAGUACGUGAGUUGGAAGGUAAGUUUGAGGACUUGAGACCAAAUCAAAUGUUCCAAGAUUCGAAUGUAGUGGGAGGGGAGGAGCCGACCCAAACAAGCUCAUCCGAUCCUAAAGAGACCAAUUCUCUCAGGCUUGAAUUGGAACAAGUGAAGGAGGACUUUAAUUCAAAAGAAUAUACAAUAGAAUGUAUGGAAAAAGGGAAAGAAGCGACACAUGAGAUAACUAGUCAGAAAAUAGAUGUUUUAUCUUCGGCGCGAUUAAAUUUAACGGAGGAAAAUUCUCGUCUCCGAGAGAUAAUCUCAAAGAAAGAUAAAGAAAUAGCAGGUCUAUCUAGUCUCCUGCCUCCGUCUAUGAAUGAUUCAUCACAAAAGCUACCAGGUUGGGUCAGUGGUGAUCUAAGACCUCUCGUCUAUAAUCACGGUCUUGAAAAUAAAGUUAUGGAACUUGAUAAAAGUUUUGCCAGAGAAAAUAUAUUAGAGGCUCUGCAAGAGCUAUUUUCCCGGGAUGAGAUGGAUUCGAGAAGCCAGACAGAAAUCCUACCCAAUUAA
This is a messenger RNA of Acaulospora colombiana, 711 nucleotides long. Lineage: Eukaryota; Fungi; Glomeromycota; Glomeromycetes; Diversisporales; Acaulosporaceae. The record is from the annotation of a GenBank genome assembly.